Molecule: messenger RNA, 1287 nt
Organism: Gymnogyps californianus (California condor)
Lineage: Eukaryota; Metazoa; Chordata; Aves; Accipitriformes; Cathartidae
Gene: ADRB1
Product: adrenoceptor beta 1
Exons: 1
Coding region: 1-1287 (428 amino acids)
Biological process (GO): norepinephrine-epinephrine-mediated vasodilation involved in regulation of systemic arterial blood pressure; adenylate cyclase-activating adrenergic receptor signaling pathway; positive regulation of heart rate by epinephrine-norepinephrine
Cellular component (GO): membrane
Molecular function (GO): beta1-adrenergic receptor activity
Source: RefSeq, a predicted model, not a curated record
AUGGGCGAUGGGUGGCUGCCGCCCGACUGCGGCCCCCAGAACCGCUCCGUCGCCGGCGGCGGGGUGACGGCGGCGCCGCCCGGGAGCAGGCAGCUGCCCGCCGAGCUGCUGUCGCAGCAGUGGGCUGUGGGCAUGAGCCUGCUGAUGGCCCUGAUGGUGCUGCUCAUCGUGGCCGGUAACGUGCUGGUGAUCGCGGCCAUCGGGCGCACGCAGCGGCUGCAGACCCUCACCAACCUCUUCAUCACCUCGCUGGCCUGCGCUGACCUGGUGAUGGGGCUGCUGGUGGUGCCCUUCGGGGCCACGCUGGUGGUGCGGGGCACCUGGCUCUGGGGAUCCUUCCUCUGCGAGUGCUGGACCUCCCUGGACGUGCUCUGUGUGACCGCCAGCAUCGAGACCUUGUGCGUCAUCGCCAUCGACCGCUACCUGGCCAUCACCUCGCCUUUCCGCUACCAGAGCCUCAUGACCAAGGGUCGGGCCAAGGGCAUCAUCUGCACCGUCUGGGCCAUCUCCGCCCUGGUCUCCUUCUUGCCCAUCAUGAUGCAUUGGUGGCGGGACGAGGACCCCCAGGCGCUGGAGUGCUACCAGGACCCAGGCUGCUGCGACUUCGUCACCAACAGGGCUUACGCCAUCGCCUCGUCCAUCAUUUCUUUCUACAUCCCCCUUCUCAUCAUGAUCUUUGUGUACCUCCGGGUGUACAGAGAGGCCAAGGAGCAGAUUAGGAAGAUCGAUAGGUGCGAGGGCCGGUUCUACGGCAGCCACGAGCAGUCGCAGCCGCCCCUGCCCCCUCACCCUCACCACCAGCCCAUCCUCGGCAACGGCCGAGCCAGCAAGCGGAAGACCUCCCGCAUCAUGGCGAUGAAGGAGCAGAAAGCCCUCAAGACUUUGGGCAUCAUCAUGGGGGUGUUCACCCUCUGCUGGCUCCCUUUCUUCCUGGUGAACAUCGUCAACGUCUUCAACAGGGACCUGGUCCCAGACUGGCUCUUUGUUUUCUUUAACUGGCUGGGCUACGCCAACUCCGCUUUCAACCCCAUCAUCUACUGCCGCAGCCCCGACUUUCGUAAGGCCUUCAAGAGGCUCCUCUGCUGCCCCUGGAAAGCUGACCGGCGGCUGCACGCCAGUGGCGGGGAGCUGGCCCGCCUGCCCGGGGGCUUCAUCAGCACCGUGGGCUCCCCUGAGCGCAGCCUGGGAGGGACCUGGUCCGACUGCAACGGGGGCACGCGGGGCGGCAGCGAGUCCAGCCUGGAGGAGAGAAAUAGCAAAACGUCCGAUUCAGAGUCCAAGGUAUAG